UACAAAACUUAAAACCCUAACCCAUUCAAUUCAAUGCAAUUCUAAAAAUUUUCACAAUCCCUUUCUAUUUAUUUUCUCUCCGAUCUUCAACGAGAUUUUAAGGGAACACUCGUGUUGUUGAGCCUCGCCGGUCCUGCAUUUUUCUUUUGUAGAGAGGAGGGGGAGGCCAUAUUCGUGAGAUUUUUGUUAGAAAGAUGAAAAACACGGAGAGAAUUGCGAAUUUGGCUUUGGCGGGUUUAACCUUAGCACCUCUUGUUGUGAAAGUAGACUCAAAUGUAAAUGUUAUCUUGACUGCUUGCCUCACUGUGUAUGUGGGAUGUUAUCGUUCCGUCAAACCAACUCCAUUUACUGAGACGAUGUCCAAUGAACAUGCCAUGCGAUUUCCCUUUGUUGGGAGUGCAAUGUUAUUAUCACUUUUCUUGCUCUUCAAGUUUCUAUCUAAGGACUUGGUCAAUACUGUAUUGACAGGCUACUUCUUUUUACUCGGAAUUUUUUCUCUGUCGGCAACAUUAUUACCAUCUAUCAAACGUUUUUUGCCCAAGCCUUGGAAUGAAGACCUCAUAGUCUGGCGUUUUCCAUAUUUUCGUUCUUUGGAGAUUGAGUUUACAAAGUCACAGAUUGUUGCUGCAAUCCCUGGAACCUUUUUUUGUGUGUGGUAUGCUUGGUGGAAACAUUGGUUGGCAAAUAAUAUAUUGGGUCUUGCUUUUUGUAUACAGGGAAUUGAAAUGCUCUCUCUUGGUUCUUUCAAGACUGGUGCUAUUCUCCUGGCUGGACUCUUUGUUUAUGACAUUUUCUGGGUUUUCUUCACUCCAGUGAUGGUCAGCGUUGCAAAAUCAUUUGAUGCUCCAAUAAAGCUUUUGUUCCCCACAGCAGAUUCUGCAAGACCAUUUUCAAUGCUUGGACUUGGUGACAUUGUUAUUCCUGGUAUCUUUGUAGCAUUGGCCUUGCGCUUUGAUGUUUCUAGAGGAAAACAGCCGCAAUAUUUCAAGAGUGCAUUUUUAGGAUACACUGCUGGCUUGGCCCUUACAAUCGUUGUGAUGAACUGGUUUCAAGCUGCUCAGCCUGCUCUUUUAUAUAUUGUACCUUGUGUAAUUGGAUUUUUGGCUGCUCAUUGCAUAUGGAAUGCUGAUGUCAAACAGUUAUUGGAUUUUGAUGAGUCGAAGAGUGCCAAAUCGUCUCAAGAGGAUAGUGAUGACACAUCUAGCAAAAAGGUUGAAUAAGUUGAAGCCCUUGCAAUACCAAUACUGAGUCAUAGAAGAAAUACUUGACUUUCUAGGUACCCAUUACCCUGUAAUGCUAAGUUAUUCAGCUGCAACCUCUGUAAAGAUUUUUAUUGAGGAAAGUAACUAGUCUUAUUUUCAGUGUAGGAUUUUGCAUUCACUUCUGAAGUUUGUUUUUGUGGCAAACUAUUUUUGCCAUUUUAAAAAAAAAGUUUUCUUACUGCUGUAUAACUUGGUACAUGGGCCUAAUUUUGAUAAGCUUCCAGAGGAAGGCAUGGUUGUUUGAUUCAUGUAAUGCCUCUUAAAUCAGUUCUUCUGGAAUAUUUCUGCCUAGUGUCAUUCAUACAUUUAUUAAUAAUAUAUUGAGGAAAAUGUUUGAAAUA
This is a messenger RNA of Cajanus cajan (pigeon pea), 1603 nucleotides long. RefSeq names its product signal peptide peptidase. Gene Ontology annotation, cellular component: cytoplasmic side of endoplasmic reticulum membrane; lumenal side of endoplasmic reticulum membrane; membrane. Gene Ontology annotation, biological process: membrane protein proteolysis. Gene Ontology annotation, molecular function: aspartic endopeptidase activity, intramembrane cleaving. Lineage: Eukaryota; Viridiplantae; Streptophyta; Magnoliopsida; Fabales; Fabaceae. The record is from RefSeq and is a predicted model, not a curated record.